UAGCUAUGUUUAUAUUAAACAGGGCAGUGAAACCAAGAUACAUGUAUCUUUGCUUGGCAACUGGCUAAAAGUAGCAACUGUGACUGAAAUCUGCAAUAUCCUCACAACUAUACAUGAAGGCUCCAGAGUGCAUGCAGGAUAUCAGAAAGUUUUUGCAGAUCCCCCAACAGAUGGUGUCUUGCCAGGUGACGAUAGGGAUGUUCAACCUGAAGAAGAGGAUUUGCUGAAGGUUUUAAAAAAUACUACAUUGACUGACGAAUAUGGCAACUAUUCCCCUGAUGGAAGGAGAUGGUGAUGUGGAGGAUCCCUCAGUUUUUAUAGAUGAUGGUAAUGAUUCUCCUGAUAAAGGAGAUGAAGAUGAUGUGGAGAUGGCCAGAGUUUGUAGAGCUGACAGGACUUGUCAAUUUGGCAAUGAUAUCAUCGCCUCUUCUCCAGAUAAUGACAAUGAUGACAUAGAGACAAUAUCAGAUACUCUUUCAUUGGCUGAUGGUGAUGGCAUUGAUUUUUCUGAGGAACGCUGUGUGGAGAUGGACAAAGUUUCUACGUACAGAACAUAUCAAUAAGGCAAUGGCAAUGAUCAUAUCGAGACUGCAGAAGGAUCUACAGGUGGCUUGUUAGGAACAAGUAGACAACACAUACAAAGAAGAAAGAGAGCAUUAGGUAAUUACAUCAAAUCAGCAGAGAAGCAAAUUUACAAGCAUUCCAAAACAAACAGGCCAAACGACAACCAUAUGCAGUAGGUGACAUGCAGUGAGUGAGCAAAACAGUGUGAAAUCAUGAUUUUGCAACAUCUGUUUCAUCGUCCAGAAUUGAUGCCGCUCGCAUAGCUUUUGACUGGUUAAAGAAGUCAUCACACUUUAGUAAAAGUGUAAGCUGUUCGUACAGAAUUGUAUUCGAUUGGCUGACGUUGAUACUUCUUGUUAUUGUCUAUUUUUGUAUGUCCAUGCUUUAACCCGGUUUGAAGUUCUUAUCCAAGGACUUG
Molecule: messenger RNA, 982 nt
Organism: Corticium candelabrum
Lineage: Eukaryota; Metazoa; Porifera; Homoscleromorpha; Homosclerophorida; Plakinidae
Exons: 8
Coding region: 261-563 (100 amino acids)
Source: RefSeq, a predicted model, not a curated record